AUCGAAUGAGCGUAUGUCUUCACGGGGGGUGGGGCGGUGGAUGCGCGUUUUUCAAACUGAAGGAGAAUACAUACAGCAUAAGAAGGCAAGGAGCAGCGAUGGCUGGUUUGGUGAAACCUCUGGCAGCGAGUAAGAGGCAGCAGCCUCAGUACAGAGAGCAACGGAGAAAAAAAGUGGAGGAAUACUUAUCUAAAAAAAUGGCCACCCCGAACCACGAUAAUCUGGUUGGGCCUGCUGAGGACAGGUCCCCACUGACAGAGAGACAAACUCUGAUGAAUCUUAAAAACAAAACAGAAAAUCUUAAACCAGCUGAGCACAAACAGACUGGCAAAGAAAACGUCUCUGUGCCAUCCGUUAAAAAUAAAGAUAAUGCCUUGCAUGUAAAAAACCCUUUCAAAGAUGCCCGUUCUAAAAUUGAUACUGGAAUCAAAAAAGUGAACUCUGAUUCUGCGGUCAGUACAGAUCCAAGGAAAGGACAGUCGCUAAGUAAAACAUUCUUAAAAAACAAAAACGUUAAAGAGAGGGAGCUGAAAAGUGAGACGUCCAGCAAGCCAGCUGCUAAUGUCCCGCUGCAGAAGCCUGUACUUGGGGCAUAUCGUGGUAAAGUCAUCCAAUCCAAAAUUAACUCUUUUAGGAAGACCCCUUUAAACACAGACGACACAAAUUUUAAAGGAGUGAUGAAACCAGUGUCUACGGCGCCUCACAAUGCAGGUGCAAGACCAAAAACUAUAAAUGUUUCCACAAAACACGUUGUGAAAUCUGCAUAUGCAAACACCAUUGUAAAGAAACCACCAACUACCGCCCAGAGCAGGACUCAAGUAAGGGCUUCAACCAGUGCUGUAAACCAGAAGAAGACUGAGCCAUAUACAGCAAGGAGGCACACCAGUGCAGUUCUUUCAAGAAAUCCCACAAACAAAGCCUUGCCUACAAGACCAACUGCUGAUAAAACUAUAAACAGUGGUUCUUUGGGUCAUAAAGCAGCUGUGCAGAAUAAAGGGAAAACACUAACAAGUUCUGUGAAGCCACUGCCAGGUCCACAGCAGAACAGACCUGCUAAACAGCCCAUGACCGUUCCAUCCACAAGACAAACUAAGACUGCAGAAGAACAAAAGGCUUGUUUAGCGAAAUGGAGGGAGGAGAAAGGGAAAGUUAUGAAGAGGCCUCCUAUAUCAACGUUCAAAUCUUCUACAUAUAAAGUGCAAAAAGAAGUUGUAUGCUGUAAGAGUGAGCCUGAACCACCAAGAAAGGUUGCUGCAGAAAUCAAGAGUGAAUCAAAAAAAUCCAUAGAAGAACCCCCCCGCAAGUUGUUUUGGGAAACUAUGGCAGAAGAGGAUGAACAGGAACUAUUCACACUGAAAGUUGACAAAAUAUUUGCAGAUUGCCAGAAAUUAAUUGAUGAGGGCUGCCCAAAAGAAGAAGUUCUUGACAUAUUGGAGAAACAGAUCCAGAAUAUUCCAGAAGCAAAAAAGCUUUCCAAAUACUGGGAAUGUCUUGCUCUCCUGGAGAAGCGUCAGGGAGAGUUGGCAAAAGUCAUUGUUAUCUGCGAGGAAGCUGUUGCAGCUGGAGCACAGCCCCUAGAUGACCUGAGAACUAUUCUUGCGGACGCAGUGGAAAGUCUAAAGGCCGAAUCUGCAGAAGGCUGUACAGUGGAAGACUGUACAGAAGAACCUGCAAAAGAAGAAGCUGUCGUGGCAGAGAUAAAAUCCGAAAAUGAACAAAGUGAACUAGAAGUGGCCAGAGUUAAGUCGGAGAGAAAAGUUAAACAAAGAGGAGCAAGGCAUGUUGCAAUAAAGGAGGAGACCAGGCCUUCAGAUAUGGAAGAGGAGCUACCAAAUAAUCACCCAACACCACAAAAAACAGAAUCCUCUACAGUUAUAAGGUUUAAUGUUCGUUCCACCCCUCACCUGCAAAAAAUAAAAACUAAAAUGCAAUUAGAUGAUGGCGAUUCCACCAUCAAAGACUUGAAAUUUCUGACUCCAGUGAGACGUUCCAGUCGCCUUGAACGCAAAUCACUGUGCUUGCCUGGCAUGUUAAGGGAUCAUGACCCUUGUGUUUCUGGCAUAUCUCAGCUUGAGGACCUAGAAAACUGCCCAAGUGCCUAUAUAUUUAGGAGAAACAACGCACUACAAGACAUAGAGCAUGUAUAAUUGUAUAGCCUUUUAUAUAAAUUGUACCUUUCUAAUCUGCUUAUAACUGUUGUAAUUAUGACUGAUAACUGAUGUCCUCUCUCUUAUGAUUUUAAUAGGUUUGUGUCCCAGUUAGGGGAAUUAAAAUUAGGGAGCAAGGGCUGACCUUUUCUGGAUUCUAAGCAAGUUCAAGUAGGGUUCCUGUUUUCGUGGAGUGACUGUGUGUAAGAGAAAUUUAGGGGGGAAGUCACUGACGAGGAGGAUGUGAAACAGGCAGAUAUUGAUAAGACCUGUAUAAAGUGCAACUGCAUGAAAGCACUUGAAUUCUUACUGCUAAGGCAUCCAGAAUUGCUCUAAUGUAUAUUAUAUUUAUUUUGAGCUUUUUAAAACCUAUUGCUUCUCGGCCAUCUUGGACACUAAUAUUCAAGUACAUCUGCAUGUAACAAAUGUAGCAUAUGCAUGAGACAUUUUAAUGAAUAUGAACCAAACUAGGUACCGAUAAUUUUUAAUUUGCUUUUAUUAGAAGCUUAGAAUAAAACAUGGCUGUAUACAAUAUAAUAAAUGUUUCAGUGUGCAAAAGCAAGCCGAGAUAAAUACUACAGCAGCCAUUACUGUCUAAAUGGUUCUUGGGUCACAGGGGAGCAAGUAAAUGGUAGCUUUUGCAAAAGUCUCUCUUAUUUUCUGUUGAAUAACUACAUGACACCCAUAAAAGGUUUCUUUGUAAACCAA
Xenopus laevis (African clawed frog) is the source of this 2855-nucleotide messenger RNA. It is a transcript of the gene ckap2.L, whose product is annotated as cytoskeleton associated protein 2 L homeolog. NCBI's taxonomy places the organism in Eukaryota, Metazoa, Chordata, Amphibia, Anura, Pipidae. Bases 6 to 2147 code for a protein of 713 amino acids. The transcript is spliced from 9 exons. The record is from RefSeq and is a predicted model, not a curated record.